Molecule: messenger RNA, 2591 nt
Organism: Homarus americanus (American lobster)
Lineage: Eukaryota; Metazoa; Arthropoda; Malacostraca; Decapoda; Nephropidae
Product: homeobox protein Nkx-2.3-like
Exons: 8
Coding region: 154-1566 (470 amino acids)
Biological process (GO): cell differentiation; regulation of transcription by RNA polymerase II
Cellular component (GO): nucleus
Molecular function (GO): DNA-binding transcription factor activity, RNA polymerase II-specific; RNA polymerase II cis-regulatory region sequence-specific DNA binding
Source: RefSeq, a predicted model, not a curated record
CACACUUUCUUCUCCACUCGUAUGUCAGUCGUCAGUCUCCCACCUUACUCAUCACCGCCAACACCACUCAUUUAACCACUGGACAAUCUGGUUUUAAGUCCCUCCUCGCUAUCAACACCACCACGACACAAGAGUGACCCACGGUAAGCUGUGAUGUACUUCCCGACGGACGCCCGUUACUCCGGCGAUGCGUCUACGACCUACACAGACGACCCUUCCGAUACCUGGCCACACCACCAUCCCCUCGACGACUACAGGUUCCCGGGAGAGAGAGCGAGGUUGUCACUACGAGAUGGGCUGUCAAACCUCAGCGUCUUCCCCGACACACCCCAUGACUAUGGUAAUGAGGGCAGGUAUCCAAGCAGCCUCUGGCACACCACCACACAAGAGUCACCUGCAGCCUUCAGUGUGGGCGGGGGCGUAAAUGUGGGCGGCGGUGGGGGGUUCUCCACGGGCGUGUGUUCCCCCCACCAGGAUACCAGCACCCCUAGUGGACCACUCACACCCCUCCACCCCUCCAGAAGCAGUGACCACCCCACCACCCCGGCCACCACCCCCUACCACAACAAUCCCCAACAACAACAAGGACAGGUGCCGCUAUUGGCUCACUCACCUGCGUCCGUAGGGGAGCCACGGGGACUGCUAGGUGCUGGGACUGACAACACCUCCACCACCACACAGCCGCUGGUGGUGGACAGUGUUGGUCACCAUAUGUCUCCCAGCCCUCAACACCACCACCACCAUCACCACCAACAUCACCAACAUCAACACCACCAACAGCAUCAUCAACAGCAGCCGCCAGCCGUGUUGGAGACAGUAGAAGAACCUGUCUCCCAGCCGGAUUCAACUCAGCCUCGUCUUGAUGAGAGCACGGACGAAGAGGAGCGAGGAGGAGGAGGGGAGGAAGAGGGAGGAGAGACGGGAGGGAAGAAGAGGAAGAGACGGAUCCUCUUCACUAAGGCUCAGACGUAUGAACUUGAGCGACGUUUCCGCCAGCAGCGUUACCUAUCAGCACCUGAGAGGGAACACCUGGCCUCGCUAAUUAACCUCACGCCCACGCAGGUGAAGAUAUGGUUCCAGAAUCAUCGCUACAAGACCAAGAAACAACGGACGGACCGUGGCGGAGGUAUGGACAUGACCACGCCCCUCACCUCCCCACGACGUGUACCUGUGCCAGUCCUUGUUCGUGAUGGUAAACCUGUACCCUCCGCCCACCACCACGCCCAUCAGUUCAACACCCCGCCUACACCCUACACCCCGCCUUUCCUCGACGUGGGCGGCUAUUACCAGCAAGCCACCGCCCAUAUGAGAGGCCUUACCACCAGUUCCACGCCCAUCAUACCUACUCACUCCUACGCGGGGAGUGUAGGCAGCAUGAUGUCUCCCUCUGCCUACACCAGUUCAGGGUUCCAGUCAACACAGUUCAACACUCACCCCCUCACGCCCAGUGCUACACCCGCUACGCUACACUACGCCGCCCCUACGCCCAUGGGGGAGACCUCAGACUCCAACCUGACGCCCACACAGUACACAGCGACGGGGUUUCCUUACCAGGCCCAAACCUAGAGGGUGGUGGAUGUGGUAGUGGGAGUAGGAGAGUUAGUAGGGGUAAGGUGUGGUAGAGGACCAAUCAGACUAUGGUUAUAAUGGUAGUAAACAAUAACAACACUUGACCCCAGGGGUAUGGUAGCAACAAUGGUAACACCGUAGACCACCAUGACCACCGUAUUAUGGUAGACGAUCCUGCAAUACCAUUAACAAACCCAUAUAAUGGUAGAGUUAUGGUAGGAGGAGAGAGAGAGAGAGAGACAGGUGAACACUCGUCCAAGGUUCCAGGUUUUGGGUGGUGGUGAAUUUAAUGAAAAACACUGGUGGUGGUGGUGGUGGUGAAGGCGUUCUGGUUGGAUGGCGGGGUGGGGUGGCGGCGGUGGCAGGGAGAAGAUGGAGUGAGGGUGAUCUACCAAGUGUGGCAGGCAGAUGGCGCUCAGAACAACACUACCUUGGUCACACCUUCCAAACUCCGCAAGGUUUCUCAACUGUGCAGAACAAAUAAAUACCCAGACGUUGGAAAAUAUAUACCUACUCUCUUACAGAUAUUUUUCUCAUGGAGUUGAAGUCAAUUCUUGUAUUAUAAAAGUAAAAUUCUACCUUAUUUAUGGGAACUUUGUACAUCAACAAGUAAGGACAAUGUUGCUGGUGUAAUGUAAGUAUUCACACGAUCGCCAUGACAGCCUGUAAGGCAGUUUGUAUACAUUUUUGUGAGACAUUUUGUUAAAGUUUAAGUGCAACAGUGAUCAAAAUAUUAUGUUCAGUGACUUUAUAAAUGUGCCUCGAGAGAUGUGUUAGUGAAUCCUUGUCUUAGUUUUAAUUAGGUGUUUUUAAUCUUUGAUCUUAAGAUAGGUUUUGUUUUGUGAGAAUCAUGACACAGUUUGUAUAUUUUGGUAUAGACUUUAAAAGAAAAAAUAUGUGACUUUUUACACUGUAUAUCAUGGUACAAACUGUAAGAUAGCCGUGUUCACACAGUUUGUAUAUUUUGAUGCAAAGUUUAAGACAUUGACAUACACAGUUUAUAUAUUUUGAUGCAGAGUUUA